UCCAAACUCAGAAAUCACGUGACAGAUUACAGUACGUAUACAGUACAGUGUAGACGUGUACCAGCUAGAGACACAACCACCAUGGACGCUAACCGCAAGCGUGUUUCUGAGAUGCAAAAUGACAUAACAGAGACCAUAGACGCAGCUUCACCUGCGGAAAUGCUUGAAAUGUUAGAAACAACGGAGAAACAAAUAUUUGAUGGAUGGAAGGGUUAUCCUCACAUAUUCUCGACACAACACAUGCAAACAGUAGUCAGUCUAGCAUCAAAGGCGGCCAACAUGUUGCACGAUAACAUCCACAACAAAGCAAACAAUGCAUUUGUAUUCGGUGGUUGUGGAACCAGUGGACGAACAGCCUGGUUGUGUUGUCGAACAUUCAACCACUUGCUGAAACAAAGAAAAAUUGAGCCAUGUUUUAAAUAUGUAGUUUCAGGUGGCGAUGAAACUUUAAUUGUAUGUCGAGAGACUGCAGAAGACGACCCUGUUGCAGGAGUACGAGACUUAACAGUGAUGACUAAGAACAACCAGUCCGUAUUGUACUUUGGGAUAACCUGUGGUUUCUCUGCACCCUAUGUUGCUGGCCAAAUUGACUACGCCAUGACACAGGAAAAGAUGACACCAGUUCUUGUGGGCUAUAAUCCUGUAUCACUAGCAAGAAAUGCUCCAAUUGAAAAGUGGCCAGAAAAAACCUGUAGACAAGUGUUUAGUCAGUUGGAAAAAGAAGAAAAGAAAAAUCGUGGCUUUGUUCUUAAUCCUAUUAUUGGACCAGAGCCAGUUACAGGAUCAACAAGAAUGAAAGGUGGGACCACCACAAAGGUGUUACUGGAAACAAUUUUUCUGGCAGCUUUAAAUCAAUCUCUCAAUGAAUCUGGCAAACACAUUGAUGAAUGUACACCUAAGAGGUGCAGAAACUCAGAAAUAAGUGAAUCAAUCAUACGCAAUAUAUUGGGAUUCUAUCAACAAGCAAUUACAGCAGGAUAUCGGUCAGCUCAUUUAUCUUUGGCUGAUUUGAUGAGCAAGGCUGGUGAUUGUCUUCGAAAACCUGACUCCCAUCUCUACUACAUCGGUGUUGAUGCAUUUGGUCUCAUCAGUCUCAUUGAUGGAGCAGAAAUGCUUGAUACAUUUGGAUCUAGUGUGGACGAUGUGAGAGGAUUCGUGGAAGGUGGUUGGACAACAUGUGACACUAUCAGUGGAGACAUUAGCAAGCUAGGUCACGUGUACAAAAUAUCAACUGAACAUUUCGAGUCAGAUAUCUUACCUGUCCUGACAGCUAAUGACAUGGUCAUCCUUGUUGGCCCUGAAGUGACGUCAACACAGCUACUACAGAGACUGACCUUAUGUCCAGCUCAGCUUGCCAAGAUCACGAUUGCUGCAAAUGGCCGUGCACCUACAAGUCAAAUACUAACAUCUAGAUAUUGCGCAGAAGCUGUCCUUACUCCUUCCAAAUGGACUGACUUCAAUACAGCUGAUUCAUUUCUUCUGGUGGAAGAAAUUGAUCAACUAGGAAAAGAGGUGAUGGUGAAGGUCGCCCUUUGUGCCGUGUCAACUGCAGCCAACAUUUUAAUUGGCAGAGUGUAUAGCAAUAUCAUGAUCAACCUCGCUGUAGCUAACGACAAGCUAUUUUAUCGAUCUGUUGAAAUCAUUUCACAACUGAGCAACUCAUCUGUAGCGGUUUCUCGGUCUUCUUUGCUACAUGCUAUCUAUGGCAGUGAGACGCUGACAAACGAAAUUGAGAUGAAGCCGGUGUCUGAACAUGUUCUUGCAGCCUUGAAAGUCAAAAUGGUUGUUCCAACAGCCAUAGUACUUGCUAGUGGAAAAGCAAGUACUGUUUGUGAAGCAAAGAGGAUGAUACAAGCAGCUAAAAGCAUUCGACUGUUAUUGGUUUUACUCUACGAAUCCCACGCAGCUGCAGCAGCCGUAGGGAACACCAUGCAGACAAGAAUAACCGAGCUUCCUAACAGACUAACGGAAAACAUUGAUGCAGCGUCACCAGAGGAAAUUCUCGAAAUGCUGCAGCAGUGUGAUGAGCAAAUGUUUGAGGGAUGGGAAUGCUAUCCCCACGUAGCUUCUGACUGUCACGUAAAAACGCUCGCUACAACAGCAUCUGUCGCUGCAGAGAUGCUAGAGAACAACAUUAAGAAUGAUUCGAAAAAUGCAUUUGUUUUCAGCGGCUGUGGUACAAGUGGCAGAAUUGCAUGGCUGUGUGCUCGAACAUUCAACCAAUGCCUUGACAAGUUUAGCAUAUGUCCUUGCUUCCACUACCUCAUCGCUGGCGGAGAUCCCAGUCUGAUUAGAGGACAAGAACUACCAGAAGACAAUCCAAUUCAAGGAGUUCAAGAUCUUCAACAGUUUGUUGAAGGCAAUGACUCUGUUAUGUAUUUUGGUAUUACGUGUGGCCUUUCUGCUCCAUAUAUAGCAGGACAGAUUGACUAUGCCAUGAAACAGGAAGCAAUAACACCUGUGCUAAUAGGUUUCAAUCCUGUGUCUCUGGCAAGGGACAUACCAAUCGAAAACUGGCAGAAAAAAACUUGCAGACAGGUAUUUCUUUGCCUUGAAAAUGAAGUCAUGCACAACCGUGGUUUCAUUCUCAACCCAAUUGUUGGACCAGAAUCAAUUGCCGGAUCCACAAGAAUGAAAGGUGGCAGCAUGACUAAGAUUCUCCUGGAAACUAUCUUCCUUACCGCACUGAAUCAAGUGAUUAUCUCAUGCCCUUGUCCCUCUGCUGGCCGAGUCAGUCUCUCUACAACAGACGACACAACAGAGCAGACACCUGAAAUGACCAAGAAUAUGUCAGAUUGUUUGAGUACGAACGGUGCUGAAAGUACGGUACUUGUUCGGAGUUUAUUGGACUUGUAUCAUCGUGCAGCUCAAGCAGCAUAUAGUUCAGAUAAAAGGAAUCUUUCCGUUGUCUUGAACUGUGCUGGUGAAAGUCUUCGUAAACCUCAGGGUCAUGUCUAUUACCUUGGCUCGGAAUCAUUUGGCUUGAUUGGACUUGUUGAUGGGUCAGAGAUGCUGGCAACAUUUGGUGCCAGUCUGGAUGAUGUGAGAGGAUUUGUUGAGGGUGGAUGGUCAACUUGCAAAAAUCAGAAUGGAGACAUCAGUAGCAAAGGUCGUGUGUUCAGAAUAUCAACGGAUCAUUUCAAGGCAGAUAUUCUGCCACACCUGACCAGUGAUGAUCUUGUAAUAUUUCUCGGCCCCGAGAUCAGUUCAUCUUGUCUAUUGGACAGGCUUUCUAUGAGUCAUGCUCAACUAGCAUGCAUUUCCAUAGCGGAAUUUGAUGGCCACAGUCAUCGCCCGAUGAUUUCCGAAUCAAGAUACUGUGUCAACCCUGUUCUUAAACCACCUCAAUGGACAGGCACAAGCAGCUUUGCAUUGGCUAAUGAUGCAGAAAUGCUGGCUACCGAGCUGAGUGUGAAGAUAGCAGUCAACGCAAUUUCUACAGGAGCAAACACUCUGACGGGGAGAGUGUACAAGAAUGCAAUGAUAAACGUGACUGUUGCCAAUAACAAGCUCUUUCAUCGAUCAAUCAACAUCAUCUCCCAGCUAAGUCAAAGACCUGUAGAAGCAUGUCGUGCUGCUCUGCUGUCAGCAAUCUACAGCACAAAUAUAGCACUCGAUAAAGUUGACAAGAAGCCAAUUUCAGAGCAUAUAUUGAUGGCAGUGAAAGUCAAAAUGGCCGUUCCUACUGCUAUACUCAUUGCUAGUGGAAAAGCGAAAACAGUCAGUGAAGCACAAAGAAUGCUCCAGUCAGUAACAAGCAUCCGCCUAUUAGUACAGCAAAUUUGACAAAACGCAUUGCAAUGACAGGCAAUUACGUAGACAUAUUCCAUUGUUGUACAGGCAAUUAAG
Messenger RNA from Corticium candelabrum, 3849 nucleotides. RefSeq lists its product as uncharacterized. Gene Ontology annotation, biological process: negative regulation of glucokinase activity; carbohydrate derivative metabolic process; glucose homeostasis. NCBI's taxonomy places the organism in Eukaryota, Metazoa, Porifera, Homoscleromorpha, Homosclerophorida, Plakinidae. Bases 82 to 3786 code for a protein of 1234 amino acids. Gene Ontology annotation, molecular function: carbohydrate binding; enzyme binding; enzyme inhibitor activity. Gene Ontology annotation, cellular component: nucleoplasm; cytosol. The record is from RefSeq and is a predicted model, not a curated record. The transcript is spliced from 38 exons.